UCAUUUUAGUUUCGACGGAGAGAAGCAGAGAGUGAAGGAUUCUGGGUAGGACAUCCUUAGGUCAGCCGUCAGAAGCAGAGAGAGAAGAUGAGGGGGAUUCGGGGAAUAAGCCAGUUAUCGGGCAGGCUUUAUGCAGCCCAGGCUGCCCGUAAGGUGGAUGUUGCGGCAGCCGUGGAGCCAGUGAAGUUUCUGCCGCAGGAGGUGCAGGUGACAAAAUUGCCUAGCGGGUUAGUGAUUGCUUCCUUGGAAAACUAUUCUCCUGCUUCUCGGAUCAGUGUGCUCGUCCGGGCUGGAAGUCGAUAUGAGACGAUGGACAACCUCGGCGUCUCACACUUGCUUCGUCUGGCUGCCAGUCUGACAACCAAGGGAGCGUCUGCCUUCAGGAUCUGCCGCGGUGUGGAGGCUGUAGGGGGAAGCUUGAGUGUGUCAAGCUCCAGGGAAACCAUGGGAUACACUGUAGACUGCUUGAGAGAUCAUAUUGACACUGUAAUGGAGUAUCUGAUAAAUGUGACCACUGCGCCGGAGUUUCGCUCAUGGGAAGUGUUAGACCUCACUGGCCGGGUGAAACUGGAUAAGGAACUUGCCAAGCAGACUCCACAGAUUGGUGUCAUUGAGAAUUUGCACGCUGCAGCUUAUAAGAAUGCCCUGUCCAAUUCCUUAUACUGUCCAGACUACAUGCUCGGCCAAAUCACCACAGAACAGAUGCACAACUUUGUUCAGAACAACUUCACAAGUGCAAGAAUGGCCCUUGUUGGUCUUGGUGUGGAUCAUGCCAUACUUAAGCAGGUUGGGGAGCAAUUCCUGAACAUCCGCAGUGGAACAGGCACUGUUGGCUCCGAAGCCGUGUACCGAGGAGGUGAGCUGAGGCAUCAGUCUGGAGGUGGACUGGUUCAUGCGGUCGUGGCGAGUGAAGGUGCAAGUGUAACCUCAGCUGAGGCCACUGCAUUCAGUAUACUGCAGCAUGUGCUUGGAGCAGGACCUCGUGUCAAGAGAGGCUCCAACACUACGAGCAAACUGAGUCAGGCCAUCUCGAAGGUCACCGCUCAGCCCUUUGAUGUGUCUGCCUUCAAUGCCAACUACACGGAUUCUGGUCUGUUUGGAGUUUACACCAUCUGCCAGGCUAACGCUGCUAAAGAUGUAAUCAAAGCAGCAAUCGUUCAAGUAAAUGACAUUGCUCAAGGAAACCUUGCAGAAGCUGACCUCAGCAGAGCUAAGAAUCAGUUGACGGCUGAGUACCUGAUGUCUCUUGAGAGUUCUGAGGGAUUAAUGGAAGCCAUUGGUUCACAAGUGCUGGCCGAUGGUACCUACUGUUCCCCCGAGGCUGUGACGCAGAAAAUCAAUGCUGUGUCUUCAGCUGAUGUUGUCAACGUUGCAAAAAAAUUCAUGUCUGGCAAAAAGACUAUGGCCUCCAGUGGACACUUGGUCAACACACCUUUUGUUGAUGAAAUCUGAUGGGUUUACUUCAGGACUCUCAAACAUUUUAUCUUUCAGCUGUGGCUAACUCUUAUAAUUAUAAUGAAAUGAGGACAUGUUCACGAUAUCUUUAUUAUUCUGUCCAAAAAAAUAAAAUAAAAUGAAUAAUAAUUAUAAAAAUAAUAAAGUUGUCAUCAACAGUUGGUCUUGUUGUUUGUAAUAUACAAAGUGGCGUAAUCUGAAAAGAAAAACUCUGCACUUGUCCAUUUGAAAUGUAUAGAUUGAAAUGUAUAAAUUAAUAAAGUAUCUUGCAACCAUUUA
Messenger RNA from Carassius auratus (goldfish), 1734 nucleotides. RefSeq names its product cytochrome b-c1 complex subunit 2, mitochondrial-like. NCBI's taxonomy places the organism in Eukaryota, Metazoa, Chordata, Actinopteri, Cypriniformes, Cyprinidae. Bases 88 to 1452 code for a protein of 454 amino acids. Gene Ontology annotation, molecular function: metal ion binding; metalloendopeptidase activity. The transcript is spliced from 14 exons. The record is from RefSeq and is a predicted model, not a curated record. Gene Ontology annotation, cellular component: mitochondrion. Gene Ontology annotation, biological process: proteolysis.